GCCCGGGCUUUCCGGCUCGGGCUGGCAAGCGCCGCCGCCCAGUCGCCCUGUGUUGUGCACGCAAUUCCGUGUCAUGGAACCCGCCGAGGCCGUGCAGCGGGCCGGGGAGGUGGCGGAUAAGGUACUCCAGUACCGGCGAGACUCGUCAGGCUGGAAGGUCUGCCGGCAGAGCAACGGAGUGUCCGUUUCCUGGCGGCCUUCUGUGGAGUUCCCAGGGCACCUGUACCGUGGCGAAGGUGUGGUGGACGCUCCGCCUGCCCGGGUGUGGGACUACAUCAAGCCCGAGGCGGGGGGCCGUCGGCAGCAGUGGGACGAGAACGUAACCAACUUUGAGAUCGUCCAGACCAUCAGCGAUACCCUCUGCGUCAGCAGGACCACCACCCCUUCUGCCGCCAUGAAGCUCAUCUCACCCCGGGACUUUGUGGACUUGGUGUUGGUGCGGACGUACGAGGAUGGCACCAUCAGCUCUAACGCUACCAAUGUGGAACAUCCGUCCUGCCCCCCACAGCCGGGCUACGUGCGUGGGUUCAACCAUGCCUGCGGCUGCCUCUGUGAGCCCCUGCCAGGGGACCCUGGCAGGACAAAGUUGGUGACGUUUUUCCAGACUGACCUGAGUGGCCUGCUGCCCCGGAGCGCAGUGGACUCCUUCUUCCCUCGCAGCAUGGCCAGCUUCUAUGCCAACCUGGAACAAGCCCUGCGAGGCUGAUGCUGCACUUCCUCGGGGGCCCUGCACCCUGCCCCCAGCACAUGGCAUGACUCUGCCACCUCGUCCAUCCUGACCCGGUUCUGCUCUGGGAGCAGCUAUGAAUUGGAGGGUGGGUUCUAGAAAGAAGCUCCGCAUUCCUUCCGGAAA
This is a messenger RNA of Sorex araneus (European shrew), 853 nucleotides long. RefSeq names its product StAR related lipid transfer domain containing 5 (gene STARD5). The record is from RefSeq and is a predicted model, not a curated record. NCBI's taxonomy places the organism in Eukaryota, Metazoa, Chordata, Mammalia, Eulipotyphla, Soricidae. The coding region runs from base 74 to 706 and encodes 210 amino acids. Gene Ontology annotation, molecular function: lipid binding. The transcript has 6 exons.